Messenger RNA from Acanthosepion pharaonis, 4386 nucleotides. The record is from the annotation of a GenBank genome assembly. NCBI's taxonomy places the organism in Eukaryota, Metazoa, Mollusca, Cephalopoda, Sepiida, Sepiidae.
AUGCUGAUUAUUAUCGUCCUCCUUUCUGAGAACAAUAAUCAAUAUUUAAAUAAAGAUAACAUAUCAACUAGAUAUUCAGAGACAGACAUACAUCAACAAAAUAUCUAUCUAUCUAUCUAUCUAUCUAUCUAUCUAUCUAUCUAUCUGUUUGCCUCCCUAAAUCCAUUCCCACCUCUACCACCUUUUAAAUUUGCAAUUUCUUCCUCAUUCUCGUUCCCCACUGACAUUUUUCUUUUCUUUUUCUUUGACUUUAUUUUUCUCUCUUCCUCUUCUUUUAUUCCUUUACUCACUUCCUCUUCUUUUAUUGCUUUACUCACUAUCUUUUCUUUUAUUCCUUUAAUCUCUUCCACAUUUUUAUUCCUUUACUCAUUUCUUCUUUUAUUCCUUUACUCAUUUUUUUAUUCCUUUACUCACUUCCUCUUCUUUUAUUCCUUUACUCUCUUCCUCUUCUUUUAUUACUUUACUCACUUCCUCUUCUUUUUUCCUUUGCUCACUUUCUUUUCUUUUAUUCCUUUACUCACUUCCUCUUCUUUUAUUCCUUUACUCUCUUCCUCUUCUUUUAUUCCUUUACUCUCUUCCUCUUCUUUUAUUUCUUCCCUCACUUCCUCUUCUUUUAUUUUUUUACUCACUUCCUCUUCUUUUAUUCUUUUACUCACUUCCUCUUCAUUUAUUCCUUUACUCUCUUCCUCUUCUUUUAUUCCUUUACUCUCUUCCUCUUCUUUUAUUCCUUUACUCACUUUCUCUUCUUUUAUUCCUUUACUCACUUCCUCUUCUUUUAUUACUUUACUCAUUUUCUUUUCUUUUAUUCCUUUACUCACUUUCUCUUCUUUUAUUCCUUUAAACACUUCCUCCUCUUUUAUUCCUUUACUCACUUACUCUUCUUUUAUACCCUUACUCUCUUCCUCGUCUUUUAUUCCUUUACUCACUUACUCUUCUUUUAUUCCUUUACUCACUUCCUCUUCUUUUAUUCCUUUACUCUCUUCCUCUUCUUUUAUUUCUUUACUCAAUUCCUCUUCAUGUAUUCCUUUACUCUCUUCCUCAUCUUUUAUUCCUUUACUCUCUGCCUCUUUUUAUUCCUCUACUUUUCUUCUUUUUAUUCCUUUACUCAUUUUUUUCUUUUUUUCUUCCUUUACUCAUUCUUUCUCUUCCUUUUUUUAUUCCUUUACUCUCUUCCUCUUCUUUUAUUCCUUUACUCUUCUUUUUAUUCCUUUACUCUUCUUUUAUUAUUCCCUUUCCUUUUUAUUCUCUCUUCCUCUUCUUUUAUUCCUUUACUCUCUUCCUCUUCUUUUAUUUCUUUUACUCUUCCUCUUCAUUUAUUCCUUUACUCUCUUCCUCAUCUUUUAUUCCUUUACUCUCUGCCUCUUUUAUUCCUCUACUCACUUUCUCUUCUUUUUAUUCCUUUACUCACAUUCUAUUCUUUUAUUGCUUUACUCUCUCUCUUCCUUCUUCUUUUCUCUUCUUCUUUUUUUUUGUCUCUUCUCUCUUCCUUUAUUUAUUCCUUUACUCACUUCCUCUACUUUUAUUCCUUUACUCACUUCCUCUUCUUUUAUUCCUUUACUCACUUCCUCUUCUUUUAUUCCUUUACCCAUUCCUCUUCUUUUAUUUCUUCCCUCACUUCCUCUUCUUUUAUUUCUUUACUCUCUUCCUCUUCAUCUCUUCCUCAUCUUUUAUUCCUUUACUCUCUUCCUCUUCUUUUAUUCCUUUACUCACUUUCUCAUCUUUUAUUCCUUUACUCACUUCUUCUUCUUUUAUUCAUUUACUCACUUCCUCUUCUUUUAUUCCUUUACUCUCUUCCUCUACUUUUAUUCCUUUACUCUCUUCCGCUUCUCUUAUUCCUUUACUCACUUCCUCUUCUUUUAUUCCUUUACUCUCUUCCCCUUCUUUUAUUCCUUUACUCUCUUCCGCUUCUCUUAUUCCUUUACUCACUUCCUCUUCUUUUAUUCCUUUACUCUAUUCCUCUUCUUUUAUUCCUUUACUCUCUUCCUCUCCUUUUAUUCCUUUAGCUCUUCCUCAUCUUUUAUUCCUUUACUCUCUUCCUCUUCUUUUAUUCCUUUACUCACUUCCUCAUCUUUUAUUCCUUUACUCACUUCCUCUUCUUUUAUUCAUUUACUCAUUUCCUCUUCUUUUAUUCCUUUACUCUCUUCCUCUUCUUUUAUUCCUUUACUCUCUUCCGCUUCUCUUAUUCCUUUACUCACUUCCUCUUCUUUUAUUCCUUUACUCUCUUCCUCUUCUUUUAUUUCUUUACUCUCUCCUCUUCUUUUAUUCCUUUACUCACUUACUCUUCUUUUAUUCCCUUACUCUCUUCCUGGUCUUUUAUUCCUUUCCUCACUGACUCUUCUUUCAUUCCUUUACUCUCUUCCUCUUCUUUUAUUCCUUUACUCACUUCCUUUUCUUUUAUUUCUUCCCUCACUUCCUUUUCUUUUAUUCCUUUACUCUCUUCCACUUCUUUUAUUCGUUUACUCACUUCCUCUUCUUUUAUUCCUUUACUCACUUCCACUUCUUUUAUUCCUUUACUCACUUCCUCUUCUUUUAUUCCUUUCCCCACUUCCACUUCUUUUAUUUCUUUACUGUCUUCCUCUUAUUUAUUCCUUUAUUCUCUUCCUCUUCUUUUAUGCCUUUAUUCUCUUCCUCUUCUUUAUUCCUUUAUUCUCUUCCUCUUCUUUUUUUCCUUUACUCCCUUCCUCUUCUUUUAUUCCUUCUCUCUUCCUCUUUUUUUUUUCCUUUCUUCUUUUUUCCUCUCUUCUUUAUUCCUUUUCCUUUAUUCUCUUUCUUUUCUUUUAUUCCUUUACUCUUCUUUUUCUUCCUUUUAUUCCUUUAUUCACUUUCUUUAUCUUUUAUUCCUUUACUCUCUUCCUCUUCUUUUUAUUCCUUUCCAUUCACUUCAUCUUCUUUUUUAUUCCUUUUCGUCUUCCUCUUCUUUUAUUCCUUUCCUCUCUUCCCGUCUUCUUUUAUUCCUUUUCGACUCUCUCCUCUUCUUUUAUUCCUUUCUCUCUUCCUCUCCUUUUACUUCUCCUUUAUCUCCUUUUAUUCCUUUACUCUCUCCUUUCUUUUGUUCCUUUAAUCCUUUCCUCUUCUUUUAUUUCUUUCACUUCCUCUACUUCCUUCCUUUUUAUUCCUUUUAUUCACCUCUUUAUCUUCUUUUAUUCCUUUAAUCUUUUCCUCUUCUUUUAUUCCUUUACUCACUUCCUCUACUUUUAUUCCAUUACUCACUUCCUCUUCUUUUAUUCCUUUACUCUCUUCCUCUUCUUUUAUUCCUUUACUCACUUUCUUUUCUUUUAUUCCUUUACUCUCUUCCUCUUCUUUUAUUCCUUUUACUCUCUUCUCUUCCUCUUCUUUCCUCUUCUUUUUAUUUCUUUACUCACUUCCUCUUCUUUUAUUCCUUUACUUCUUCCUCUUCUUUUCCUUCCUCUUUUUUUAUUUCUUUUACUCUCUCCUCUUCUUUUAUUUCUUUUUACUCUUUUUCUUCUUUUAUUCCUUUCCUCUCUCCUUUCUUUCUUCCUUCCUCUUCUUUUAUUUCUUUUUUACCUUCUCUUCCUCUUCUUUUAUUUCUUUACUCACUUCCUCUUCUUUUAUUCCUUUACUCACUUCUCUCUUUUUUUUUAUUCCUUUAUUCACUUCCUCUUCUUUUAUUCCUUUUACUCUCACUUCCUCUUCUUUUAUUCCUUUUCUCACUUCUCUCCUUUUAUUCCUUUACUCUCUCCUAUCUUUUUAUUCCUUCUCUCUUCUUUUAUUCCUUUUCCCUUCCUCUUCUUUUUAUUCCUUUACUCUCUUCCUCUUUUUUAUUCCUUUACUCAAUUCCUCUUCUUUUAUUCCUUUACUCACUUCCUCUUCUUUUAUUUCUUUCCUCCUUUUCCUCUUCUUUUUUUUCCUUUACUCACUUCCCUCUUCUUUUUAUUCCUUUCAUUCUCUACUCUUCUUUUAUUCCUUUUAAUUCUCUUCCUCUUUUUUAUUCCUUUUACUCACUUCCUCUUCUUUUAUUCCUUUACUUUCCUCUUCCUUUUUAUUCUUUUAUUCUUUCCUCACUUCCUCUUCUUUUAUUCCUUUAUUCACUUCCUCUUCUUUUAUUCCUUUACUCUUCUUCCUCUUCUUUUAUUCCUUUCCUCAUUUCCUUUCUUUUAUUCCUUUACUCUCUUCCUCUUCUUUUUUUUUUUCCUCAUGUCCUAUUUUAUUCCUUUCCUCCCUCUUCUUUUAUUUUUCCUCUCUUCCUCUUCUUUUAUUCCUUUACUCAUUCCUCUCCUUUUAUUCCUUCUACUCUUCCUCUUCUUUUAUUCCUUUAUUCUCUUUCCUCUUCUUUUUAUUCCUUUAUUCUUUCCUCUUCUUUUAUUCCUUUACUCUCUUCCUUUUCUUUUAUUCCUUUAUUCUCUUUUCUUUCUUUUAUUCCUUUAA